AUGUUUAAUGUUAGAUUAAGACGAGAUCAGCCAGGAGAUUUGCAAGGAGGUCAGAUUAGAUCUCAAGAAUUUACUUUUUAUCCAAAAGAAAUUUUAAAAGAAAAGAAUACUUUUUUUGCAGAUAUAAAAACAGCUGGGAGUGUCACAUUACUGGUUCAAACAGUUUUGAUCCCAUUAAUCUUUUCUGCUCCACCAUCAUCUAUUUUAGCAUUACCACCUAAGUCAAAAAAAGUCAUUAUAAAAGGUGGCACUGCUGUUCGAUCAGCACCUCCAAUUAAUUUUUUCUUGCAAGUUUUCAAACCGAUUGUUACAAAUGGAUUUAAUUUUGAUUUUAAUAUUAGUAUAACAAAUCAUGGUUAUUAUCCUAAAGGUGGCGGUGAAAUUGUUUUAAGAGUUGAUCCAUUAGUUGUUAAGGCUUUUACUCCAAUUAGUUUGAUUGAACGGGGAACUGUAAUUCAAAUUAAAGGAAUAGUUACAAUAGCAAAAGUACCAAAUCAAAUUGCACAACAAAUAAUUUCAGCUGCAUCAAAAGUGAUUGUAAAUAAUUCAGAUUUACCAGAGUUAAACAAUAUCAAACCUGAUAUUGAAAUUAAUCAUGCAAAAAUUUCAUCUGGUGAAGGUUUUGACAUAGUGUUAUGGGCAAUAACAAACACAGGAUGUAUUAUAAGUGGAAAUGCAGUAAUUGAUAAAAAAUUAACUGCUGAAGAUUUGGGAAAAAAUGCUGCAGAAGAAUUAAUUAAAAAUUUGAGACAUGGAGGAUACCAAUUGAUAAUAUUUAUGGCAUUGGCAGAAGGAAAAUCUAAAAUUUUAACAGGUCCAAUAAGUUUACACACUUCAACAGUUAUGCAUUAUUCCGAAAUUAUGGUAGGUGUAAAAUUUAAAAUCACAAAAGUAACUUCUAAUAAUGAUAAAGCUGGUGAAGAAGAAGGGAGUGAGAAGAAUAUCAUAGAAUGUGAAGGAAUAGGGUUUAAAGUAACCGAAUUAUAA
Molecule: messenger RNA, 987 nt
Organism: Entrophospora sp. SA101
Lineage: Eukaryota; Fungi; Glomeromycota; Glomeromycetes; Entrophosporales; Entrophosporaceae
Source: the annotation of a GenBank genome assembly